Molecule: messenger RNA, 999 nt
Organism: Amphiprion ocellaris (clown anemonefish)
Lineage: Eukaryota; Metazoa; Chordata; Actinopteri; Pomacentridae
Product: glutathione S-transferase A-like
Exons: 6
Coding region: 70-741 (223 amino acids)
Source: RefSeq, a predicted model, not a curated record
CUCCUCACUUCGUUCACCAGCCACAACAUCUUCUGUCUUCUGUCAGCUGUUGCACUUCUCUCUGAAACCAUGGCCAAGGACAUGACUCUGCUGUGGGGCUCCGGCUCUCCUCCCUGUUGGAGGGUCCAGAUCAUGCUGGAGGAGAAGCAGCUGCAGGGCUACAACCAAAAACUGCUCUCCUUUGAGAAAAAGGAGCACAAAUCCCAGGAAGUCCUGGACAUGAACCCCAGAGGUCAGCUUCCUGCCUUCAAAUGUGGGAACCAUAUCCUGAAUGAGUCCUACGCUGCCUGCUUUUUUCUGGAGAACCAGUACAAGUCUCAGGGAAACAAGCUGAUUCCCGACUCCCCUGAUGCACAAGCGCUGAUGUACCAGCGCAUGUUUGAGGUUUUAACAUUCCACCAGAAAAUAGUGGAGAUUGUCACAUACAACUUCAGGGUUCCAGAGGAGGAGAGACAUGACUCUGCUGUUCAGAGAAAUAAGGAGGCUCUGACAGCUGAGCUCAAGCUGUGGGAGGGAUACCUGAAAAACACGGACUGUUGUCUGGCUGGAAAAGAAUUCACACUGGCUGAUGUGGUUUUUUUCCCAAGCGUUGCUUUUCUAUUCCGCCUUGGGUUAAGUAGUGAGAGUCACCCUGCACUGGCAAAAUAUUACAACAGUCUGAAGGACAGACCCAGCAUCAAAGCCACCUGGCCUCCUCACUGGCAGAGCACUCCUGGACCGGACAUGAUGAAAACCAUCUGAGAUCCAAAUCCUGCUCAGUGGACACAGUAACAGUUCCUGUUCAGAUUCGAUAUGUAACCAUUCCUUGUAUUGCACUACUUUUUUUUUUUUUAAAGCUAUGCUUGGCUUCUGCUAUGAAGAGCAAUUUUCUGCAAAGUGUAAAAAGAGGAGAAACUCAACUAUUAUCCAGUAAAAGACAAAAGAAUGUUAACACUAAAUAACAUGUAUGAUUGAGUUUAUUAACAUGUGAAAAUAAAAAUGCCCACUGAUUCAGUUUAA